This is a messenger RNA of Crotalus tigris (Tiger rattlesnake), 1552 nucleotides long. RefSeq names its product prisilkin-39-like. Gene Ontology annotation, molecular function: structural constituent of cytoskeleton. NCBI's taxonomy places the organism in Eukaryota, Metazoa, Chordata, Lepidosauria, Squamata, Viperidae. The transcript is spliced from 4 exons. Bases 102 to 1172 code for a protein of 356 amino acids. Gene Ontology annotation, cellular component: intermediate filament. The record is from RefSeq and is a predicted model, not a curated record.
AGAGAAGUAUAAAAGGAGAAGUCACACAACAGAGCUUCAACAGCUUUACUUGAGCUUCAGACCUUCUGAUAUCCAAAUCUACCCAUCUUCUUCUAAGCAAGAUGCCCUACUAUCCAAACCAGUCCUGUUAUGAUCCAUGUCGUCCCAGACAUUUCUCCUCUGGAAGUAGCCUCAGUGGCUCCAAGUAUAGAACCCGCCGGAGCAGUGGAAGCUGUUAUGGGAAUUACGGCCGGGGUAUCCGCUACUGCCCCCCUUGUGGUUACGGUUAUCAAGGCCCAUCCUAUGGAGGUAUCUGCUACCAGCCUGUAGGUUAUGACCACGUUUAUGGUUACGGCAACAGAUACUGCCCACCUCUGAGCUAUGGGGGCUACGGUUCCAGAGGCUGCGGUUCCGGAGGCUACGGUUCUGGAGGCUACGGUUCUGGAGGCUACAACUAUGGAUGUCAAUAUGGUGGUCUGUAUGGCCGUCGCCAAUCCAUCUCCUACGACCCCUUUUAUAGGCCUAGGUAUCAAUAUGGAUCCAGGCGCGGCAGCUUCUGUGGACCCUGCAUAACCCAACAGAUGCCAAAUGGUCAGAGAAGUAAACAAACUGAAAACGAUUUGAUCAUUCGUUUUCAUCUCUCCUCCUGUCCUCUCAUUAAGAAAGGCCUGUGUGGGAGGGGGGUUGGCGCUCCCAUCUCCCACCCCGUACGAGGUCAGGAGAACCCUAUAAAAGGACUUGACAGCCUGGAGACUUCACACAGUAAGCAUCCACUCCCUAUCACCUUCUCCGUUCUGUUUCUCCAAGAACCAGAUCACCCCAAGAUGUCUUAUUGUGGGUCCAUCUCCCAUGUGCCUUAUGCUUCCAAUGGAUCCUAUGCGGUAGUCCCAUCGUACGGAUCCAGCACCCUCACCGGCCUUGCAGCCAACUACUACACCGGUAGCCACAUCAAUUGUUCCAGCCAACUCACUGGAUCGGAACUCAUCAUCCAACCUCCGGCUUCAGUGGUGUCCAUCCCAGGUCCCAUCCUAUCCUCCACUUAUGAUCCUGUCUCGGUGAGCCAAGUGACACCGUGUAGCUACACUCACCCGCUGAACGUAGCCUACGGGGCGUACGGCCGGCUUGGAUACUCUGGCUACGGGAACUACGGAGGUUGGAGAAGAUACUCCCGGAAGUGCCUGACGUACAACUGAGAACCUUGUGAAGUGUUGAAGCCCACAGGGCAGAACCAUCUGGAAAUGAAAACAAGAUUGCCAUCUUUGGUCUAUUGUGUUACUCUCGGUGUACGUGAUGCUUUCUAAGUUCUUCCUGCCUCAACCUUUCCAGUUUGCACCCAUAGUAGAGAGGGUGUGCUUAGCUCCACGGAGCUACUAAAGCUGGAAAGUUCUUCCCUCUUCCCCAUUUUGCUCCUCUUUUACUCAUUUCAAAUACACGGUUGUGUACGGCCGUGACGAAGCCGACAAAGCAAUGUUGUCCAUUUCUCCCUUGUGUACAUUGUUCCUUACCACAUGUAUUGCCUUCUGAUCUUACACUGAUCAACCUUUUCAUAAUAAAGCUUCUUGCAGCAUCAGAA